GGCCAUGGAUGUGACUCUGAAACCCCCUUGUUUCCCCAGGUCGUCCGGGGGCCCGCCAUGCUGGUGACGGCCUACCUUGUCUUUGUGGUCCUCCUGACCUCCUGCCUGGGGUUGGAGCUGUCAAGAUGCCGGGCUAAGCCCCCGGGAAGGGCCUGCAGCAACCCCUCCUUCGUGCGGUUCCAAUUGGACUUUUAUCAGGUCUACUUCCUGGCCCUGGCCGCCGACUGGCUGCAGGCCCCCUACCUCUAUAAACUCUAUCAGCAUUACCACUUCCUGGAGGGUCAGAUUGCCAUCCUCUAUGUCUGUGGCCUCGCCUCCACGGUCCUCUUUGGACUGGUGGCCUCCUCCCUGGUGGAUUGGCUGGGUCGGAAGAAGUCUUGUGUCCUCUUCUCCCUCACUUACUCCCUGUGCUGCCUAACCAAACUCUCUCGGGACUACUUUGUGUUGCUGGUAGGCCGGGCCCUUGGUGGGCUGUCCACCGCCCUGCUCUUCUCUGCCUUCGAGGCCUGGUACAUCCAUGAGCACUUGGAGCGGCAUGACUUCCCUGCCGAGUGGAUCCCAGCCACCUUUGCCCGUGCUGCCUUCUGGAACCAUGUGCUGGCUGUAGUGGCAGGUGUGGCCGCUGAGGCUGUGGCCUGCUGGAUGGGACUAGGGCCUGUCGCGCCCUUUGUGGCUGCCAUCCCUCUCUUGGCUCUGGCGGGGGCCUUGGCCCUUCGCAACUGGGGAGAGAACUAUGAUCGGCAGCGUGCCUUCUCGAGGACCUGUGCUGGGGGCCUGCGCUGCCUCCUGUCGGACCGCCGUGUGCUGCUGCUAGGUACCAUACAAGCCCUGUUUGAGAGUGUCAUCUUCAUCUUUGUCUUCCUCUGGACACCUGUGCUGGACCCACAUGGGGCCCCACUGGGCAUCAUCUUCUCCAGCUUCAUGGCAGCCAGCCUGCUCGGCUCUUCCUUGUAUCGCAUCGCUACCUCGAAGAGGUACCACCUUCAGCCUAUGCAUCUGCUCUCCCUUGCUGUCCUCAUCGUUGUCUUCUCCCUCUUCAUGCUGACUUUCUCCACCAGUCCAGGCCAGGAGAGUCCCGUGGAGUCCUUCAUAGCCUUCCUACUUAUCGAAUUGGCCUGUGGCCUAUACUUUCCCAGCAUGAGCUUCCUGCGGAGGAAGGUGAUCCCUGAGACAGAGCAAGCUGGUGUACUCAACUGGUUCCGGGUGCCCCUGCACUUGCUGGCCUGCCUGGGGCUCCUAGUCCUUCAUGAUAGUGAUCGCAAAACAGGCACUCGGAACAUGUUCAGCAUCUGCUCUGCUGUCAUGGUGAUGGCUCUGCUGGCAGUGGUGGGGCUCUUCACCGUGGUAAGGCAUGAUGCUGAAUUGCGGGUGUCCUCGCCCAAUGGGGAGCCCUAUGCCCCUGAGCUCUAACUCUGUUUCAAGACGGGGCUGGGACAGACUCUUGAGUUCCACCUCUCCAGGGUUGUACAGAUCUCUUGUUGACUGACUUUGGGACUAUCUGGCCCCUCAGCCUGUCCUUGGGGACCCUCCUGCCAGUGCUUUGGGUUGGGGAGUACAUGGGGGUGAUAUCCUGGAAAGAAGAUGCCAAAAGUUGCCUCUGUGUUACUCCCUUUCCCUUUUCAAUUUAAAAAUAAACACUUUUCACUGAUCA
Molecule: messenger RNA, 1651 nt
Organism: Myotis brandtii (Brandt's bat)
Lineage: Eukaryota; Metazoa; Chordata; Mammalia; Chiroptera; Vespertilionidae
Gene: SLC61A1
Product: major facilitator superfamily domain containing 5
Exons: 1
Coding region: 58-1410 (450 amino acids)
Biological process (GO): molybdate ion transport
Cellular component (GO): membrane
Molecular function (GO): molybdate ion transmembrane transporter activity
Source: RefSeq, a predicted model, not a curated record